Rhopalosiphum padi (bird cherry-oat aphid) is the source of this 2380-nucleotide messenger RNA. RefSeq lists its product as uncharacterized. The transcript has 10 exons. Lineage: Eukaryota; Metazoa; Arthropoda; Insecta; Hemiptera; Aphididae. Bases 250 to 2037 code for a protein of 595 amino acids. The record is from RefSeq and is a predicted model, not a curated record.
CAAGAAUACAAGAUACUAUCUUGAAGAUAGAAGAUAAUAAUAAGGACUUAUCAGUUAUCGCACAACCCCCAGAAAAUGAUGUUAUUCAUGUUGUUAUUCUACGGUGUGAUAAAUGAUAAUAUUAUUAGAAUAUAAAUACAUAAUCAAAUCUAAUAUUAUUUUGUCACGAAUUUAAAUUUUCAACUCCCAAAUUGAAUUUAUUCAAAUUUUUUUCAAAAAACGUUUAAUUUGGUAAUUUAUCACCACAAAAUGGAUUUACAAAAUGUGGAGAAUUAUCCAGUGUACAUACUAAAUGUGAUUCCGGAGCUUACCGAAGAAAACAAUGUACAACUACCACAGCAAAUGACUUCCGGAGAACUGAUAUCUUAUAACUUCUAUGUUCCGAAUGCAGACCAUCAAGGUCCGAUACUGAAUGCAGAGUGUGUUCCAUCGAUAGUUUCUCAUACAAAUACAACAAAGUCAAUCAAAAAAUUAUCUUUUGACAAAACUAUUCACCAUUCGGCAGUAAAGAACAAUCAAUCUAUUGAGCCACAAAUUGAAACAUACUCAGAAAAAUCUGUUAAUGAUUUAUCACUGUUACUAAAAGAUGAAGAUAUGCAUAAUGGUAAUAAUAAAUUAAUAAAAUAUGACCCGGCAACUGAUACGAAUGUAAUUAUUCAUUUGGUUAGGCCAACUGAUUUAGAAGAAAAUUGUGAUGAAAUAAAGGUGCCAAAACGAGGACGACCAAGAAAAAUUGUUAGCGAUUUAAGUAAAAAUGAAACAAAACUAGGUGAAUCUUCAAAACAGAUCAAACCAGAAGAUAUUAUAGAGUACCCAUUAACAUCUACAAAGUCUGGUCGCUUGUGUAAACCUCCAAAACACUUUUUAAAUGGUGAAAGCACAAUGGAAACCAAAAAGAACUCGUUUUUAAUAGUUGACAAUAAUGAUAUCAUUAGUAGAAAAAAAGUAAAAUACAAUGUUAAAUCAGAUUUUAUUUGUGGAGGAUGUGGUAAAACUUAUUUAGGCCAGAAACGAAUGCAAGAACAUUUUGAAAGAUUUCCUACUCACAAGAUAAACACAGCCGAAAAACAAGUGGAUUCAGAGUUACAAGAUAUUUUUGAAAACCUCAACGAAACACCAAUAAAUAGUAAUAUAAUUAAUAGUAAAAAAGAAACUCAAACUCAAACAGAAGUCUUAAAAAAUCGAAACUGUGCUUAUAUCAAGACCAAAAAAAAUUUGCAAUUUCAUAUGAAACAAAUAAUGAAACAUCUGAAAAAAACCAACCUUAUAAAAUCAUUGUCUGGAACAAUAUCUGUUUGGGAUUUAUUAUCCAGUACACUCGAAAGUGAUGGUCUACUAGCAUUUUCAAAAGAGUUAAAUACACUAAUCAUGAAUUUGAGAAGUUUAUCGAAAUCUUUUAAAUUUGUUUCAAAUUGUGAAUCUAAUUCUAUUGAUAACAGUAAAAUGUUCAUAGAUGAUUCAUUAGGACAUUUGUUUGGCUUACCAAAAGGCUCUUAUUGUUUAAAAGAUAUUCAUAACGAUUAUGAAAUGCAGCAAGAAUCUAAUGUUUGGGCUAUGGACUCCGCAAAAUCUAUUGAACCUGAAGUUUCUGUACCACAAAAUUUAAAUUGCCACUCUAGCCCUAUUCAUUUAAAUCUUUUUGAUAGUCAAUCAUCUAAGGUAGAUUUCUUACUUAGCUCUAGUAUGGAAGAAUCAAUAUUAUGUGAUGAAAAUCAAGCAGUUUUGGAAAGUGUAGAUGGUCUUGUAUCUGAAAGGUUACGCACAAUGUCUGAUCAUUUACACUCAAGUGUACCUAUAAUUGAUUAUCCUAUUGCAUCCACAUCAUCUGCUCCUAACGUUUCUCAACCAGAUUCCUUUAUGAGUCACGGGGUGUAUGAGGUUUUCACUAAUGAUUUGAACCUAGUUCCUACUUCUACUGAAGAGUUCAUUAAAAGCUUAGAACAGUUUGAACCCUUAAACAACACUGAUAACACACUAAGUACAGAAACGAGAAUGUUAGACUUUGAAGAUCUUCAACACACAUUUCACACUUCUUAAAGUGACGAAAUAUUAUUUAUUUUUCUAAUCUUCAAUUAGUCAAUUGCUAAGAUCAAAUUUAAUAUUAAUUGUAGUUUUUUUUAUAAAAUUAUGCAUUUUGUUAAUCAAUAGUUAUAAUUGUUAAAUAAUUCUAUGGCUGAGUAAAAAUACUGGUUGACCAUUCGGUAACAAUUUAGAGUAAAUAUACAGUUCAUUGCAUUUUGCAUAUGUUGUCAUGUUGAUAUAUUUGUAUAGUUAAAAAAUAACAUCAAAUGUUUAAAAAGAUACUUUAUGUACUUUAUGUUUUAAAAAAUGUUACCUACCAAAAAUUAUUAUUUUAAUAACAUAUUUUUUUAUUUUUUUA